AUGGUUGGGUUUGAAAAUGGAGCUGAGUCUGCGAAAAGGGUGGUGAGGCUAGCGCGAGUGGCUUCCCGACGUAUGCGUCGGCUUGGUGUCCGAGACUUUGGGCUAGAGCAUGUUGGCCGGUGUGGGUCAACGAGAAAACCGAAGAACUUGGCUAGAAACUUCUAUACCCAAGUUGUCAAAGAUGCACGAAUCAUCCCGGUGAAGAUCAGCAAAGUUCCCUUGCGGGUUAGAGUCACAAAACCCAAAGUCAGAGAGAUCAACAUGCUUUACCCAGUUGUAACCUUGAGCUCUUGGGUUACUUACCUGCUCAGAAGUUGCCCGAAGUAUGUCUUGGGUGGAUAUGGUUUGGAUCAGCCCGAGCAAUACAGAAGUUUGUUCCGCCAAUAUUGGCAACGGUACAAGCACGUAGAUCCGCACCAUCCGGUAUAUCGCUUUUUUGAAGAAGAUGACUGGGGCCAGGUGGUCCCUUGGUGCCUUCAUGGGGAUGAAGGGCGGGGCCUAGCAAAGGUUCCUCUCUUAGUGACGGCAUUCCAGUUUGUGAUCCCAGUCCUCGGGGACCAACAUACAAGCAUCUCUGGGCAUUCAUUUUCAACCCGGUUUGCCUCAACAUUCAUUCCGGCAAGAAUGUAUGCGAAAAACGAUGCUACGUACAGGGACUAUCAUGAAGUUGUGGCGAGAGAUUGCGAUCAACUAUUCUUUGACGGCCUCACCUUUGACAGUGACGAUGGGAGUGACACUUUCUACUUCGGCUUCUGCGGAUUGAAAGGCGAUUGGCCAUACGUUCGCAAAGCUGCAGGACUUGUGACCGGUUUCAAGAGUUCCAGGAUGUGCCACUUUUGUGAUGACAAGGAAUGGUGGAAGCUCGGGAGGUUUUCUAGCCUGCAUGCAUACAAUGGAUGUGACCUCAAUGGACCCUUACCUUGGAAAGCUGAAACAAGUCCAUUGCGUUGGAUUCCAGGUGCUGACAACCCUUCUGUCUGCAGAGUGGAUUUAGCCCAUACUUUUGCAAUGGGAUUUGGAAAGGACUUUUCCGCAGGUGCCCUGAUUGCCUUGUGCCACAUAGGCAUGUUUGGUGGUGGGUCCAUCCCAACCAAGUUGGAACGCGCCUAUGCAAGAUUUCGGGAAUGGGUUCACACAGCAAAAGAAACUUGCAAAAUUUCUGAGUUCAGCUUGAAGGUGUUCAAAGUCUCGUCGCUGCAGUACUUCCCAGUCCUUGCAGGACAAGGGCAUGAUUGCAUCGUGGUAUGCAAAUGGAUCUCUGAGUUGCUAUCAGCGGCUUCCAGGGAUGAUGUGGAAGAUGGCGAGCGUGUGAUCUUCGACCUGGUCAAGUGGACAGCUGAUUCUGCCAAUGGUUUUUACCGGGGUCUUUACAAGCAUGGGGUGUGGAUACCAAGAGAUGAUGUUCCUGUAUUAUGUGCCCAUGGCUGGGGGAUCACCGAAGGGUACCAAGCCCUGGCCCGGGCAUGCAGGGAUCGUAGGUGGAAAUUACUCCGCUUACGCCCAAAAUGUCACAUGCAUGAGCAUAUUGUUCGUGACUUACAGCUCCAAAUCGAAGACCCAACAUCACACCACGCCAUCAAUCCAAACUGUUGGAUUUGCUGGCAGGAUGAAGACUAUAUUGGAAAGGUGAGUCGAAUAAGCCGACGAACUCAUCCACUUACGGUUGCCAAAAGAACUUUUGUGAGGGUCCUUAUGAAGUAUAAAAGGCUUCUCCGAUAG
Messenger RNA from Cladocopium goreaui, 1719 nucleotides. The record is from the annotation of a GenBank genome assembly. NCBI's taxonomy places the organism in Eukaryota, Dinophyceae, Suessiales, Symbiodiniaceae.